Bacidia gigantensis is the source of this 1824-nucleotide messenger RNA. RefSeq lists its product as uncharacterized. NCBI's taxonomy places the organism in Eukaryota, Fungi, Ascomycota, Lecanoromycetes, Lecanorales, Ramalinaceae. The coding region runs from base 1 to 1824 and encodes 607 amino acids. The transcript has 6 exons. The record is from RefSeq and is a predicted model, not a curated record.
AUGGCUUUCUCCGCUCUUCUCUUGUUGGCAAUUCAGACGACACUGCUCUUCUCGUGUCAAAUCUUUGCCACAGUGCUUACAUCUACAGGUUCGACUGUCGAGAUAGGUGGCAUUCCAUACUAUGUCCCCGGACAGCCAAUCUCGUCUGUGCCGAGCACUUUCUACACUCAACUUCUGACUACAGGCUACUCGGCCGGGUCCCUGUUGACGCCAAUCACGGUCGUCAAAGCACCAGCUGGGCCGUUCAGUGUCAAUGAGCUGCAAAAGACGUUCGACACUUUCGGAGGCGCUGAUGAUGUCUGGACUCCUGAUUUCCUCACAGGCAAGUCGACGAGCUUAGCAAGUCAAUACGAAUCUGCCAUCCCGCCUGGGCCAUAUCUCUUUUCACCGACAGGAGAUUUGUAUCAGCCAUGCCGUCUGUACUCAGACAUUGAGGGUGCUUUCACCCAGGCCACAGUACCCUUCCCUUCCGGAGGCGGUGUCUACUCAGCUCUUCCUGCUACGGUGCCUGGAAUUGACUCUCCUGGCGUCGCUGUCCCUUCCCGGCUCUACUACACCAAAACGCCUGACAAGCCCCUAGCAGGCGUACGAACGGGUAUCAAAGACAUCUACGAUAUUAGUGGUCUCCAAACCAGCGAUGGUAAUCGCGCAUACUACGCCCUCUAUCCGCCAAGAAACGAGACUGCGCUGGUAGUGCAGCGCCUUAUUGACGCUGGAGCGAUUAUUGUAGGAAAGAUGAAAACAAGCCAAUUUGCUAACGGUGAGACCGCAACGGCUGACUGGGUGGAUUAUCACGAACCUUUCAAUCCAAGAGGCGACGGAUAUCAAGACACGUCCUCAUCAUCUUCUGGGCCUGGGAGUGGCGAGGGGAGCUACCCAUGGCUAGAUUUGACGUUAGGUUCCGAUACCGGAGGAAGCAUCCGUGGUCCAAGUCAGGUUCAGGGCAUCUACGGCAACCGCCCUACACACGGACUCGCGCCGCUUACAGGUGUAAUGCCCUUAGCCCCAGAGCUUGAUACCGCUGGAUUCCUAUGCCGCGACCCUACUAUCUGGACAGCAGCAGCCAAAGUGAUCUACACCUCCGCCCUCCCUGACUUCCCCACCACAUACCCGUCCAAACUGCAAACCAUCGGUUUCCCCACCGCCUCCACCGUUCCAGCGGACGACGUGGUCGCGCAAACUAACACCGUCCUCCUCGCCUUCCUCGCAAAACUCGAGGCCUUUCUUGGCACCAAUGCUAUUGCUCUCAAUUACACGAAGCUAUGGGAUCAGACGAAACCUGACGCCGGCUUGCCAGGGCUGAGCGUGCUGUUAAAUCGGACGUACCCGACACUGAUCAGCAAGGAGCAGACGAAGAAUGUGCGCACGCCGUUCUAUGCGGAUUAUGCAGCGAAGCAUGAUGGGAGGUUGCCAUUUGUGGAUCCUGUGCCACGCGCACGCUGGGCCUUUGGCGACUCCCUCCCCGCCUCCGAACUCGAUGUCGCUAUUCACAACAAGACCCUUUUCAAGGACUGGUGGGAGUCGCACGUUCUACCGCCCGGAAGCAACGAUUCUGCUACGUGCUCUGAGAGUUUGAUACUCUACACUUCGGGCGUGAAUAUUGUGUACCGCAAUAAGUACCUAAAUUCGCCUGUUCCGCCUUUUGGAUUCGAUGAUAGCCAGAUCUCGAUCUUCGCCGAGGUGCCAGACUUCGUUAUUCCUCCGGCGCGCGGAUGCGACGGCCUCCUCUUCUCUCUCAUCGACGCUCUCUUAGCAGCUAAUAUCAUUACAAUCCCUCAAGCGGGACAGACGGCUAGUGGUGGAGAGAUCUUGGUGAGGGCAUGA